Salvia hispanica is the source of this 1898-nucleotide messenger RNA. Its product is annotated as putative transcription factor PosF21. Gene Ontology annotation, molecular function: DNA-binding transcription factor activity. The record is from RefSeq and is a predicted model, not a curated record. Gene Ontology annotation, biological process: regulation of DNA-templated transcription. Lineage: Eukaryota; Viridiplantae; Streptophyta; Magnoliopsida; Lamiales; Lamiaceae. Gene Ontology annotation, cellular component: nucleus.
CACUGAUAGACACAUAACUGUGUGUCUUUCCGUGUGUGUGUAUAUAUUCUGUAUGUAUACACUCAUCGUCUCUCUGAAGCUUCCUAAUCUUCUCCUCACCAUGUGAGAUGUGAUUCCUCUUCUCUAUUUCUCAUGUGAUAAAGCUGUUCUGGAUUCCCCUCACUUCACCUCUUUUGGAGAUCUAAUCUCGAAGAAAAAACACGGAGAGAGAAAAACGAAUUAGAAAAUUAUUCUGUUGGUUUUUACUUAGCUGAUUCCAGUUUAGGAGAUUUUCGAUUGGGGCAGUCAAUUCCGAGAAAUUCGAAGAGUUAUAUCGUUAGGCAUUUGCUUCGUCUUUAGUCUUCUGAGCUUGUUGGCUUUCAAAGUAAAAUUGUUUGGUUUUGGAGAUUGUGCAUUUUAGAGAUUGUGGAUGAUGGAUAAGGAUAAAUCUCACCAUGGGAACGCACUUCCGCCGUCGGGGAGAUACCCUGUUUUCUCUCCACCGGGGAGUAGUUACAGUGCAAAGUUGGAGCAAUCUGGUUCGUCGAAUUUACCUCCGUUGGGGCCAGGUAGUUCAUCAGAGCAGGGUCAUUUUGGUCAUGGUAUGCAGUCGGAUUCUAGGCAAUUUAGUCAUGAUAUAAGCCGCAUGCCUGACAAUCCACCGAAGAAUAUUGGUCAUCGACGUGCUCACUCUGAGAUUCUUACUCUUCCGGAUGAUAUUAGCUUUGACAGUGAUUUGGGGGUUGUUGGUGGCUUGGAUGGGCCUUCUUUUUCCGAUGACACCGAGGAUGACUUGCUUUCCAUGUAUCUUGACAUGGAUAAGUUCAAUUCUACAUCUGCAACUUCAUCAUUCCAAGUUGGCGAGUCGUCUAAUACAAUGUCAGUGGAGCAAGGUCUUUCAUCUGGUCCAUUGGGAGCAGCUGGUCAAUCUUUAACUGAAAAACCGAGGAUUAGGCAUCAGCACAGCCAGUCCAUGGAUGGGUCGACUACUAUCAAAUCAGAGAUGCUCAUGUCUGGUUCAGAAGAUCCCGUUUCUACUGAUGCUAAGAAGGCCAUGUCUGCUGCUAAGCUCGCUGAGCUUGCUCUUAUUGAUCCAAAGCGUGCUAAGAGGAUUUGGGCAAAUAGGCAGUCAGCAGCAAGAUCAAAGGAACGUAAAAUGAGAUACAUAGCUGAACUUGAAAGGAAAGUACAGACUCUGCAAACAGAAGCAACUUCGUUGUCCGCACAGUUAACUCUACUGCAGCAGAGAGACACCAAUGGUCUUACAGCGGAAAAUAGUGAACUCAAACUGCGGUUGCAGACGAUGGAACAACAAGUGCACUUACAAGAUGCUUUGAAUGACGCUUUGAAAGAAGAGAUUCAGCAUCUCAAGGUUCUAACUGGUCAGCCAAUGUCUAAUGGCGGAGCUAUGAUGAACUUUCCUGCAUCCUAUGGAGCUAAUCAGCAAUAUUUCUCCAACAGUCACACAAUGAACACAUUGCUGACUGCUCAACAACUUCAGCAACUCCAGCUACAUUCUCAGAAGCAGCAGCAGCACCAAUUUCAGCAGCGUCAACUUCAUCAGUUUCAGCAGCAACAGAUGCAGCACCAGCAGGAGCAGCAGCAGUCGCAGACUGCCGAUAUGAAGCUUAGAAAUUCUAUGCAAUCUUCUAUGGAAAAGGACCGUGCCCCCGACUCAUCAUCGAAGGACUAGACAUGGAAACAGGCACGCUUUUUGGGCAGAAGGCCGCGUAUGUCAUGGAUCUCUGUUGUCAUCUCUUAGCUCAGUUACUUUGUUAGUCUUGUUUAGGUAAAAAUGCACAAUAUUGGUUUCAGUAGGCAGUUUAUUCAAUUUGAGUUGCUCCAUAUUUGUUUCAUUACUCUCACCUAGUGUAUUGAGUUUCGAGUAUUAUGUUUAGUAGUAAAACUUAUUUACUUCA